AUGUCGAAGCCAAACCCUAAUCCCCUGUUGAUCCCUCCAUCCCAAUCCCGCUCCAAGCUCCCAGAUUUCAAACAAACGGUGAAGCUCAAAUACGUCAAGCUAGGUUACCAUCACCUAAUCACUCAUGGGAUGUACCUCUUUUUAUCCCCACUAGCCCUUCUAAUCUUUGCCCAGCUAUCCACAUUCUCAGCUCAAGAUCUCCACGACCUCUGGAAUCACCAUCUGCAAUCCAACCUAAUCUCAGUAAUCCUGUGCACAACCCUUAUAGUCUUCUUUCUCACCCUCUACUUCCUAACUCGCCCUCGUGCAAUCUACCUCGUGGACUUCUCCUGUUACAAGCCUGACGACGCCAGACAAUGCACUCGCCAAAUCUUCAUGGACAGAUCGGGGUUAACAGGCACUUUCACCGAGCAAAGCCUCAAUUUCCAGCGCAAGAUCCUCGAAAGGUCCGGUCUUGGCGAGUCAACUUACCUCCCACCAGCUGUUCUCAAUGUCCCUCCUAAUCCUUGUAUGGCCGAGGCUAGGAAGGAAGCGGAAGCUGUGAUGUUCGGUGCAAUCGAUGACUUGUUCGCCAAGACUAAGGUGAAGCCUAAGGAUGUUGGCAUCUUGAUAGUGAAUUGCAGCUUGUUUAACCCUACACCGUCAUUGUCUGCCAUGGUGAUUAACCACUACAAGCUUCGUGGCAAUGUGAGAAGUUACAAUCUUGGUGGGAUGGGGUGUAGUGCUGGCUUGAUAUCGAUUGAUCUAGCGAAGGAUCUGCUUCAGGUGCAUCCGAAUUCGUAUGCUUUGGUGAUUAGUAUGGAGAACAUUACGUUGAACUGGUACUUUGGGAAUGAUAAGUCGAUGCUUCUGUCGAAUUGCUUGUUUCGGAUGGGAGGUGCUGCAAUUCUGCUGUCGAAUAAGAGGUCGGAGAGGUGGCGUGCCAAGUAUCGUUUGGUUCAUACUGUGAGGACCAACAAGGGCUCAGAUGACAAGUGCUUCUCUUGUGUUACUCAAAGGGAAGAUUCGGAAGGCAAAAUCGGGGUUUCGUUGUCGAAGGAGUUGAUGGGAGUUGCAGGGGAUGCAUUGAAGACCAACAUCACUACUUUAGGCCCGCUCGUGCUGCCAAUGUCUGAGCAACUGCUCUUCUUUGCCACAUUGAUGGCAAAGAAGCUGCUUAGGUCAAGGUGA
Linum trigynum is the source of this 1170-nucleotide messenger RNA. The record is from the annotation of a GenBank genome assembly. NCBI's taxonomy places the organism in Eukaryota, Viridiplantae, Streptophyta, Magnoliopsida, Malpighiales, Linaceae.